UAGAGGCGAGAAGGAGUCGUUCCGGGGUUUGGGGGUUCGGUGGAAUCCGGCCCAGCCCGGAGCCAGCGGCCCAGGUAUCCCAUAGACCGCGCGCCCGACACACCUACCCGCCGCCUUGGGAGCCGGCGCGUCGGGCCAGGUCGGGGGUCUGGGCGGGGUCCCCAGGGUUGAGUACUGGGAGUCUUGCCUUGAAUCAGGAACUGAGAGAGUGGGACCUACGAGGUUUGAAGAUCGAAAGAGAAGGGGCUAUACACAACAUUUUAAGAGAGGCACUGUUGGGACUUGCAUAAUAUUCUCAGUAAAAGCAUUUGCGUGCGCACCAUCGAACAUAGUUUUAGUAUCUAAAACCGUGUUAAAGGAUAGGAGACAGUUGUCUUGCUUUCUGGAUUUAAGGAGACUGGUUCACGCCCAUAUGAUUAAUCAUGAUCCAUCCCUGAAUGGUCAGUUUUUACAAAAAUAUAUUCAACCUUGUGCAAGAGAUUUGAUUACUUUGGCCAGAACUGAAUUGUUUCCUGAAUACCAGCUUUUUCCAACCGGACAAAACCAAACACUUUUCACCAUUUCUUUUAAUUUUGUUCUUUGAAACACUGAAGGGCAUUAAAACAAGAAGGUGAGGCAUACAGCUGUGGAGUCUACUCUUCAACUCUGGGCUAAUUGGGAAUGCACCCAGGAAGUGCAUAAUAUAUGGGCCUCGGGGUACACUUCUGACUGAAUUGGAAAUCCCAAAUUCCUCUGAAUUAGAGUUUCUCAGAAAAGGAACGACACAUGUUUGACUUUGACUUUUUUUUCCUUUUUUUUGAGAUAGGUUCUUGCUAAGCUGCUGAGACUGGCCCAGAACUUUUGAUCCUCCUGCUUCAGCCUCCUGAAUUGCUGGGAUUACAGAAAUUUGUGAUCCUUCUGCCUCAGCCUACUAAGUAACUGGGAUUACAGACAUGGAUUUAAGUGCUAUUACAAAACACUCAGCGUUACAUGCCAAGCCCAGUGGACUCCUCCUUCAAUAUGGGACUGCUGGGUUUCGAAUGAAGGCAGAGCAUCUUGAUCACAUCAUGUUUCGCAUGGGAUUAUUAGCUGUCCUGAGGUCAAAACAGACAAAAUCCACAAUAGGAGUCAUGGUCACAGCAUCACACAAUCCUGAGGAAGACAAUGGUGUGAAAUUGGUCGAUCCUUUGGGUGAAAUGUUGGCGCCAUCCUGGGAGGAACAUGCUACUUAUUUGGCAAAUGCAGAGGAAGAAGAUAUGCAGAGAGUGCUUAUUGAUAUCAGUGAGAAAGAAGCUGUGGAUCUGCAACAAGAUGCUUUCGUAGUUAUUGGUAGAGAUACCAGGCCCAGCAGUGAGAAAUUUUCACAAUCUGUGAUAGAUGGCGUGACUGUUCUAGGAGGUCAAGUCCAUGAUUAUGGAUUGUUAACAACACCCCAGCUGCACUACAUGGUAUGUUGUCGAAAUACCAGUGGCCAGUAUGGAAUGGCAACCAUAGAAGGUUACUACCAGAAACUCUCCAGGGCUUUUGUGGAACUUACCAAACAGGCUUCCUGCAGUGGAGAUGAAUAUAGAUCACUUAAGAUUGACUGUGCAAAUGGCAUAGGGGCUUUGAAACUGAAAGAAAUGGAACACUACUUCUCACAGGGACUGUCAGUUCAACUCUUUAAUGAUGGGACCAAAGGGAAGCUCAAUCAUUUAUGUGGGGCUGACUUUGUAAAAAGUCAUCAGAAACCUCCACAAGGAAUGGAAAUAAAGUUCAAUGAAAGAUGCUGUUCCUUUGAUGGAGAUGCAGACAGAAUUGUGUAUUACUACUGUGAUGCUGAUGGUCAUUUUCAUCUCAUAGAUGGAGACAAGAUAGCAACAUUAAUUAGCAGCUUCCUUAAAGAGCUCCUGUUGGAGAUUGGAGAAAAUUUGAAUGUUGGGGUUGUACAAACUGCAUAUGCAAAUGGAAGUUCAACACGCUAUCUUGAAGAAGUUAUGAAGGUACCUGUUUACUGCACUAAAACCGGUGUAAAACAUUUGCACCACAAGGCUCAAGAGUUUGACAUUGGAGUUUAUUUUGAAGCAAAUGGGCAUGGAACAGCGCUGUUUAGUAAAGCUGUUGAAGACAAGAUAAACCAACUCACAAGAGAAUUAGAAGAUAAGAAAGGAAAAGCUGCUAAGAUUCUUAGAAAUAUCAUUGACUUGUUUAACCAGGCAGCUGGUGAUGCUAUUGCUGACAUGCUGGUGAUUGAGGCAAUCCUGGCUUUAAAGAACCUGACUAUACAACAGUGGGAUGCUCUUUAUACUGACCUUCCGAAUAGACAACUCAAAGUUAAGGUUGCUGACAGGAAAGUUAUUAGCACCACAGAUGCUGAAAGACAAGCAGUUACACCACCUGGACUACAGGAGGCAAUUAAUGACCUGGUAAAGAAGUACAGGCUCUCCAGAGCGUUUGUCCGGCCCUCUGGUACAGAAGAUGUCAUCCGAGUGUAUGCAGAAGCAGAUUCACAAGAAAGUGCUGAUAGCCUCGCACAUGAAGUGAGCUUGGCAGUAUUUGAUUUGGCUGGAGGAAUUGGAGAAAGACCUCAACCAGGUUUCUGAAGAUCAUUUUUAUAUUCUGAGAAAAUGGAUUUUUUAAGUUUUGACAAAACUGUCAGUAAUGGUAGUAUCCAGACAUUUAUAAUGUACCUUAUCAGUUGUUUCUAGAUUUGUUUUUUCUAAAACACUACCAGAAAAUUUCUUGAGAAAUACACACACUUUAUAACUUGUUAAAGAAGCUUACCUCUAAUUUCAUUCUCACUCAUGUAAAAAUGUUAGGGCAUAAAUAUAAUUUAAUCAUUAAUUUUGCAGUGUAUGCCAGGAAUAAUUCAUGCAGGUUGCUCAAAGAUUAAAUUUUAUUACCAC
Messenger RNA from Ictidomys tridecemlineatus (thirteen-lined ground squirrel), 2864 nucleotides. It is a transcript of the gene Pgm3, whose product is annotated as phosphoglucomutase 3. Gene Ontology annotation, molecular function: magnesium ion binding; phosphoacetylglucosamine mutase activity. The record is from RefSeq and is a predicted model, not a curated record. Lineage: Eukaryota; Metazoa; Chordata; Mammalia; Rodentia; Sciuridae. Gene Ontology annotation, biological process: hemopoiesis; UDP-N-acetylglucosamine biosynthetic process; carbohydrate metabolic process.